CGGGGCCUUGGUCGACUUAUGGUGAGGUUCCGGCGGCCACUCGUGAACUAUGGUGGCGGUUGUUCAAGGCUUCCCAUCGGUGGCAUUUUGCCCUAGACCAAGCUAUUCUCAAAGAAUACAAUUCUAGGAUUUCUGGGUGGUUGAGACCCACUUUUAGGACCGCCCGGUCUACCGGUCGAAAGCCAAGAUUCCUUGGCGAUGAUGUGUGGGAGAUGCUUUGCCGCCAUUGGGCUACGGAUCCCGCAUUUUUUAUGAGAAGCGAAACAGCCAAGGCAAACUGGAACUCGGAAAAAGCCAAGG
Cuscuta europaea is the source of this 300-nucleotide messenger RNA. Lineage: Eukaryota; Viridiplantae; Streptophyta; Magnoliopsida; Solanales; Convolvulaceae. The record is from the annotation of a GenBank genome assembly.